UGAUGGUUUGUCUGAUGUAGAUAGAUUUGAUGAAAACGAUGAAAUUACUAAAGAAAUGAAAUCAAACUCAGAUUCAGAUUCAGAUUCAGAUGAUAAUAAUCGUGUUGAUCGAGAUGAACAUGAUAACGAACAAAUUGAAUCAAUUGUUAUUUCUACGAAUAUUCAGCCAAUUCUAUCUGAACAAAUUAAAACUGGUAAUGCAUAUGAAAAAGAUAAUCAAAAAAUAAGGAAAGAAGAUGAAACACGAGCGAUUAAAUCCAAUGUUAUGUCUUUUUCCAAUGCAUCAUUUAAUCUAAGUGAAACAAUUACUGAAGAUAAAAUUCGUAAUUUACUUUUAGAAAAACAACAAAUGACACUUACAGAAUUAAUUCAAAACUUUUUACCAACGACAGAAGAUUUACAAACAAAAGAAAAAGAAAUAAAAGAUGAUAUUGCUCAAAAAAUAGCAAUCAUUUUAAAACAUUUAAAUAUUGAAGAAAAAAUUAUUAAUGGAGAACAAGUUAUUAAACUUAAAACAACGUAA
Molecule: messenger RNA, 523 nt
Organism: Rotaria sordida
Lineage: Eukaryota; Metazoa; Rotifera; Eurotatoria; Philodinida; Philodinidae
Source: the annotation of a GenBank genome assembly